Messenger RNA from Papaver somniferum (opium poppy), 837 nucleotides. RefSeq lists its product as uncharacterized. The transcript has a single exon. Lineage: Eukaryota; Viridiplantae; Streptophyta; Magnoliopsida; Ranunculales; Papaveraceae. Bases 1 to 837 code for a protein of 278 amino acids. The record is from RefSeq and is a predicted model, not a curated record.
AUGGUUAAGAAAUUGGCAGGAGAUGGGGAGGACGAUAAGUUGGCAGAAGUGAUUAAUGAAGCGAGGAAAACUCCGUUCACCCAAGAGCUAGAGAGAACUCCCUUUCCUCUGAAAUGUGCACUUCCUACAUUUCCCUCCAGGUUCGACGGCACGGGCGAUGCAGGAGAACACAUCAAGAUGUAUAGCAUGUCGCUGUUACAAUGGAAGAACUAUGACGUGGUCAUGUGUAAAUUUUUCCCGGCAAGCCUGGAAGGCGAAGCAAAGAAUUGGUUAUACACCUUACCCGACAAGUCCAUAGGCAAUUACGGAUCCUUGGUGGAAACAUUUCUUGAAACCUAUAUGCACAACAGUAUCGCCCGGCCAAGGAUAAAGUUAUUCACAUUGGCACGAAGAUUCAGGGAGCCCUUAAGGUCUUUGACAGAUAGAUGGAGAAAAUUGUGUACCGAUAUCGGGAAGGUACCCGUCGACCAACAGAUAUUUGGGUUCGAAAAUUCUCUAGGGAAAUCUGAUCCCAUCUGGAUAUCCAUGUACACUGAGAAGCCGCAGACAUUAAAGGAAAUGAGAAAGAUGCAGGAACAUUACAUCGCGUUGGAGGAUAUACAAGAAGGAGCACAAGAAAGAGGAGUCCAAGAAGGCAGUACAGCAGCCGGGGUGACUCCUCAAGGGGACUCAAAGCGAUCAGAAAAGAGGCCGAUGGUACCACAACAAGUCUCUGGCAAUAAGGAAUGGGUCGAGAAAGGAAAAAGGCCUCGUCAUGAGCCGAGAACUUACACACCUCUAAAUGCGCCACUAGAAGAGAUCUUUAAGGAAGUAGAAAAGAGAAAUGACAUUAGGUAA